Molecule: messenger RNA, 3193 nt
Organism: Nerophis lumbriciformis (worm pipefish)
Lineage: Eukaryota; Metazoa; Chordata; Actinopteri; Syngnathiformes; Syngnathidae
Source: RefSeq, a predicted model, not a curated record
GAUGUGUGAGGGUGUGUGUGACAUUGUUUGUCACGGCGUUUAUUUUGCGUACACUUGAAUAUGGUCUUUUUUCGCUAACCCCUUCAAGCAUGAACUUCUUUUGCUUCACACUGGAUGGUUCCACGGAGAGCAUAUAUGAAGCAACCCAGCGUCCAUCACUGAAGGAAGUGUUACCCAAGUGCCAGUGUAGUCCUCUUCUCAGGCGUCGACCUCAGUGGACGGGCUCAGAUCCAAACAUAAGUUGUGUGCAACGCCCAAAUAAUGCCAGGUUAAAAAGAAACAAUAGAAGUUCUUGUAUCCCAACUUCAGCGUUGGACAUUGACUCAUCAGGAACCGAUUCUUCAUGCGGGACAGCAUCUGGUGUCAGGAGAGGCGGACAUGACCAGGAGACAGAGCAGAAGACAGCUUCCAGCCAAAGAAACACUUUGACAAGCGAAGUUCAAGUCAACGAGUUGAACUCUGGAAGGACAAAAACUAGUCCUCCGACUCAGGGUGGUCAAAGUGCAGACGACAAAGAAGAACAGAUGCCUUCAACAGCAGGAAGACUAAACUUCUUGCACACUUUGCUGCAAGCCAAAAAGGGACAUCAGAAUGUUUCCGGAAAAGGAAAGAACCGGAUUGAUAGGAGUCAUGUGACGGAUGCGUUAAGUGCCAGCAAGCCAGUGUUGACCUGUGUCGGCCUUGGCAGGCGAGCAGAGAAGACCUCCCGUGAAAGCGAUCAGCAGAUGCAGCAACAAGAAGUCAAAAGUCUCCAUGAAGACGUAAAGAAGGACGACAUUUGGAGCCCUACUAACUGUUCUCAGCCUUGGCCGCCGCUCUACCACGCUUGCCACCAACCUGGUUGUGACUUGUGGGUCUGUGAUGGCAACUUGUUGCUUCCUCGGGCGACAGAAUGGGAUCGUUUUGAGAGCUUGAUUCAGGAACUGGACAGAAAGGAAUCUCAUCAUCUUUCUCCCGAAGUGAGCGACCGAACCACAAAAGACAAAUGUAGCAGAUUUGGAGCUUCAAGCACCUCCAUGGAGAUGUUGCCGUCCAUGAAGCUCGAACAUAAAACAGGUUCUUUGCUGGAACAGAAUGGUCAAGCGCCAAAACCGAGGCAGAAGGAGGACUUACCUGACGCCGACAUAACGCCGACUGAGAGCACAGCAGGCCAAAAAAAUGGAGACAACAAAGCAACAGACGCAGAGAAGAAAGACUUCAGUGUCAGAAGGAAACUGGUGAAAGGACGCAAGCUGUCCAGCACAUCACUGGAGAGCGUCUACAGCAGACAGAGCUCGUCAAGUGGAGUUACCAGCUGGUCGGACUGUUCCAGUAACAGAGACAGUCUGAGGCUGGAGGACGACGUUUUGUCCACAAGACAGUUCUGUGGUCGAGCGAGGGUCCACACAGAGUUUGUGCCAAGUCCAUACGACACUGAAUCCCUCAAACUUCAGGUUGGAGACGUGAUUGACAUUAUCCACAAGCCCGCCAUGGGAAUAUGGACUGGGAUGUUGAACAACAACAUUGGAAACUUCAAGUUCAUCUACGUGGACCUAACAGAGACGGGUCCUUCUGAGACACUUGGGGAUGGGCGAAAUCGCAUUUCAAGACAGCAAUGUCGAUCCACAAUCAAUGAAGUGCUGAAGCACUUCAGCUUGGAGGAAUAUUCCAUGUCUCUUCAGCAGAACGGUUACCAGACCGUUGAUGACUUGAUGAGGCUGAGGGAGCAUCACCUGCCUAAACUGAAAGUGUCCGAUCCGGAACACAGACGUUGUCUGCUAGCUGCUGAGGACUCUUUAAAACAACUGUGCUAUGAUUGUCACUUGGAGAAGGAGUCCAGCGAAGAGGCCGAGACCCCCAGCGAGCACAUGAAGGGAGACAUGAAGACCUGCCCGAGAGACUCCGGCUGCCACAUGUCAUCUGACGGCGAGGUCAUGGAACAUAAUUUUCAUGACGACCUUGGAGCUGAUGAGAUGACAGCGUCAUGACAAGACGUCGUCGUCAGGUCACGUGACUUUUGGAAAGACACAACGCUCAUGUUGAGCUUCUAAUAUUUCAGCAUCUCCGUGGAACUCAACAUUUGGAGCUGGUCAAAUGUAAAUAAGAGAUUUCUGAGCAGUAGUUUGAAAAAUCUAAUGAGUAUGAUAUUUACAAAUGUGUUUUUGAUGUUCUGAACAAAUAAUGAAUCUACUUGCAAUAUAUCAUGUGGAAAAAAAUAUGAAAAUGUGCUAAAUGUGUGUCAUGAACUCUCUUAAUGCCCAUAUUAGGAGUUCCUCGGGGAGAAGCCACCAGUGUUAAUAAACAAUGCAGCCAGUGCUCCUAGACGAACAAUGACUGUACAGUCAUUUCAUCUGCUGUCCGAUCAAUAUUUCUAAAAAAUCUCAUUUUUGAUAAGUUAACGUUUUCAAUACAUGAUAUUAUCAGCAAACCCAAACAGGAUUGCAUCCUCCACUGCACCCGAUGUUGUCUCAUGUGCUUCUUUACAGCCAGCUGGGAACCCUGUUUAAUGAGAGAAUUAUGUGUCUUUAUAUGCAACAAAUAAAAAAAAUGAAUGUAACCAAAACAAUGAUUUGUAACCCCCAAAAAUUAUUUUUAAAUCAAAAAAUGUUAAUACCGGUAAAUGAAAAAAACCCAAAACAAAUUAGUUGCAAAACAUUUAUUUUGGUAAGAAAUAUAUAUUUUUUGUCUACAACUCAACUUCUUGUGGGCUGGGCCUCUUCUGAACAAUUUGUUUUUAAACCUUUUUAUUGGUUGAUCGCGGAUGAUGUAUGAUGUGGGCGUGAUAUUUGGAGGGAAAACACUAAAAACUGACCAAAAAAAUAUAUAAAAAAUGUUUUUGCAAGCUCAAAAUUUCUUUUGACAAUGUUUUGGCUGCAAAAACUGUUUUGGUUACAAAUCUUUUUGGGGGUUUUAUAUAUUGUAUGUAUAUAUGAAUAUACAGUACCGGCCAAAAGUUUGGACACACCUUCUCCUUCAAUGCGAUUUCUUUAUUUUCAUGACUAUUUACAUUGUAGAUUGUCACUGUAGGCAUCAAAACUAUGAAUGAACACAUGUGGAGUUAUGUACUUAACAAAAAAGGUGAAAUAACUGAAAACAUGUUUUGUAUUCUAGUUUCUUCAAAAUAGCCACCCUUUGCUCUGAUUACUGCUUUGCACACUCUUGGCAUUCUCUCGAUGAGCUUCAAGAGGUAGUCACCUGAAAUGGUUUUCACUUC